Messenger RNA from Colletotrichum costaricense, 1491 nucleotides. RefSeq names its product major facilitator superfamily transporter. Gene Ontology annotation, biological process: transmembrane transport. The transcript is spliced from 8 exons. The record is from RefSeq and is a predicted model, not a curated record. The coding region runs from base 1 to 1491 and encodes 496 amino acids. Gene Ontology annotation, molecular function: transmembrane transporter activity. NCBI's taxonomy places the organism in Eukaryota, Fungi, Ascomycota, Sordariomycetes, Glomerellales, Glomerellaceae.
AUGGCAACUACACAGACAAAGGACGACACCAAGAUCCCCGAGACGACUAGCUAUCCCGAAGCGACUGACCAUGCCGCCGGCACCAGCUACGUGUACGAUGAGGGCGCCGUCGAGAACGUCGACGAGGCCUACCUCCGGGCCUCCAAGUCGACGAAGUUCUACAGAGGCGUGUUGUUCCAGAUGAUCCUUUUUGGAGCGCUGUCCUUCGUCGGUCCUGCCAUGUCGGACGCCAUCUCUAACCUCGGGGGUGGUGGUCUCUCGACACCAUACUUGGCCAACUUGGCGACUGCCCUCAGCUAUAUGGCCGGCUGUCUGAUCACCGUAUUUGGCGGACCUCUGAUCAACAAGAUUGGAAUCAAGUGGUCUUGUAUGAUCGCCGCCGUCACCAUGCCUCUUGCUGGUUCGGCCUACUAUGUGAGCGCAAAGUACUCGAUAGACUGGUAUCUUCUCUUUGCAAGACUCCUUGGGGGGUUCACAUCUGGUUUCCUCUACGUCGCCGAGACGGCUGCCAUGCUGUCGUAUCCGGAAGCAAACGACAGAGGUUUCUACCUGGGUAUCUGGUCUGCCAUGAGAAACUCUGGCAGUGUCAUGGGAGGCGCCAUCAACUUCUCGACCAACUACUCCAAGGCCAAUGCUGGUGGUAUCGCGUGGUCCACUUACUUGAUCUUCGUCGGCUUCGAAUGCACUGGAACGAUCUGGGCUCUCCUCCUAUCUCCCACCAGACGCGUACGACGUCGCAACGGCGCAAAGAUCCCCAUGGCCAGCAGCAUCAGCUGGAAGAGAGAACUCAUUGCGUUGUGGAGACACUUGCAGCGCCCAAAGACAUGGCUCAUGUCCAUCCCGGCCUUCUACUCCUUCUUCUUUGGCGGAACCAUGGGCACCUAUCUCUCUCUGCACUUCUCCGUCCGGGCCCGCGCACUUUCGUCGCUGAUUACUCCGGCAAUCACCAUUGUCAUGGUUCUCGCCUACGGAAAACUCUUGGACACGUCCCGCUGGUCACAAGCCCGGCGAGCGUGGAUCUCUUUCUUCUUCUGGGUCAUCCCCCAGGCCAUGUGCUUCAUCUGGAUCGGCAUCGAGUACAGCAAGUUCGGCGGAGGCAAGAUCGAGGAGGCCCUCGACUACGAGUUGCACACCAGAAGAUGGGCCGAAGCUUACCUUCCCUAUCUGAUCAUGUUUUCAACCGGUUACUGGACCCAAUUGUCUCUCUACUGGAUUCUCGGCACCUUCUCCACGGACGUUGGAUCCUCUUCCCGCUCGGGUGGUCUGUUCCGCGCUUUUGAGACGGCCGGCCAGGCCGUCUCGUACGCUCUCAACUCCAAGACCAGCGCCGACCCUAGAAUUCCUUUCUACGUUAAUGCUGCACUGAUGGCUAUCACUAUUCCUUGCAUGGUAUUCCUCAUCAGGCUGGUUCCGGAGGCGCCUGCUUCAACGGACAUAGAUGCGGGAGAUGUUGUUGAAGAUCAGGCAGAACGGGACCCUGAUAACAAAUAG